Ziziphus jujuba (common jujube) is the source of this 876-nucleotide messenger RNA. RefSeq lists its product as uncharacterized. Bases 148 to 729 code for a protein of 193 amino acids. NCBI's taxonomy places the organism in Eukaryota, Viridiplantae, Streptophyta, Magnoliopsida, Rosales, Rhamnaceae. The record is from RefSeq and is a predicted model, not a curated record. The transcript is spliced from 5 exons.
AGUCUGGAGGCCCAAAACUUUGGGUUCCUUUGACCAAAAUUCAGAUUUCAGAGCAUCCAUGGAUUCGAGCAACAAGGAACAACAGUGAAUGAACAAAUCUGGGCACAUCAGAAGAAUAUUCAGAAGUCGGAAGAAAGCGGCGCUAACAUGCAGAGUAGAAGAAGAGCUUCUGAUUCUACAGACCAUAUCGAUGGUUGCUUCGAGAUUGAGGGUGAACGACUCGCUUCCCUGCUCCAAUCAAUCAACAAAAGAGUAGAGUUAGCAAGACAUGUUGAUGGGAAGUCUUUACCUGAGAAGUUUUGGUUAAAGCAACAAUUCUCAAUUGGGGUCAAUGACGUUACUCGAGUUCUUGAACGUAUGAAGCCAAAUCCUGAGAUGGGCACUCACUCAGCCAUCUGCAAACCUAAAGCAUCUUCUUCUGUUCAGCUUCAGGCUGUAUUACUAGCUUCUGAUUGCAAGCCAUGGUGGCUUACAAAGCAUCUACCGAGUUUGGCCAUGUCGAGGAAAGUGCCAUUGAUCUUUGUCAAAGAUAAUAACGGGGCUUCCUUAAGAUUAGGUGAACUUGUCAAACUCAAAACAACAAUUGCAAUAGGAAUAAAGGCGAAAGGAAAUUCCAUCAAUCAACUCCUAGUGGAAAUUCUUGAAGAAAAUUCUUCGCAGCCCUGCAAUGAUUUAAUGAAUCUUGGAACUGAUGGCCUGAACUCUACUGAGAUGGAACCGCUAAUCUGAAGUCAAAUUUUAGAGGUGUAAAAUUAACAUGCAUCAUCUUUUGCUCUCAAAAUGAUAAAAUGAUCAACACUCUUGAACAGUACUAAUCAUGCAUGUGUACAAGCUACUUGCGCAGUGUUAUUCAUGUGUUAUUGAAAGCUUUAAGCA